AUGAAGAGGGAUUCGGCAGUUCCCAUACCCAUCCGCAUCCUCUCGCACAACAUCCGCUAUGCAACGACUAAACCUGGUCCUGGUGAGGAGCCCUGGAGCCAGCGGAAACCUCUCCUCCUAAAUGAAUUGCGGUACCAUACACGACAUAACCCGGAAUCAUUCAUUUGUUUGCAAGAGGUACUUCACGAGCAGCUUGUUGAUAUACUGGACGGCCUUAACAGGUCUACACCCGUAUCUACAUCUACCCCUACGACCCAAGAAUGGACUUCGAUAGGCGUCGGCCGCACCGACGGCCGCCAAUCCGGUGAAUACUCCCCGAUCCUCUUCCGGCCCUCCGUCUGGAACCUCACCUCAUUCGAAACCAUCUGGCUCAGCGAGACGCCCAAUAAGGCCGGCAGUGUAGGCUGGGACGCCGCGCUGCCCCGUAUCGUUACUGUCGGUGCGUUCGAGCAUAGAAGGACAGGGCGGACGGUGAGGGGUUGCUGCACGCAUUUUGAUCAUCAAGGGGUAAUUGCUAGGCGGGAGAGCGCGGCGUUGAUUGUUGGGAAGGUAAAGGAGUGGGAGCGGGAUGGGGAGCCAGUACCGGUGUUUCUGGCCGGGGACUUGAAUUCUACGCCUGAGCAGGACCCAUACCGGGUGUUGAAUGAGGGAGAAAGCCCGGUGAGGGACGUGAGGGCUCACUUUGCUGAUCCGAGGGCAGAUUACACUCUUUCUAACCCGGAUACCCUUACCAAGUACAAGGUAGCGGCGGGAAUAUCCGAGAAAGUCCUUAAGGAAGUAUCAGGAUGGUGUACUGAAGGCGCCAACAUCGUCGAGCUCUGCGAGCGCGGCGACAAGCUUCUCGAGGAAGAAAUCUCAAAGGUCUACAAGGGCAAGAAAGUAGCCAAGGGCAUCGGCCACUGCACGACCGUCUCCCCGAGCUCCUACAUUACCCCAUAUACUCCACUGAAGUCGGACGCAGAGGAGGCGGCUACGACGCUGAAGAAGGGUGAAGCGGUCAAGAUCCAACUGGGCGCUCAGAUUGAUGGCUUCCCUGCUAUCGUUUGCGAUACCAUUCUGGUGGGAGAGUCUGGCGAAGUCAGCGGGCGCGAGGCGGAUCUUAUGCUGGCCACAUACUAUGCCAAUGAGCUACUCCUGAGACUCAUGCUUCCCCCCGGACUCCUGGCUUCUGGAGAUGACGAGGAACAGAAGAAAGCCCGGGCGCGGAAGCCCUAUACCCAGUCGCAAAUCACUCAGAUGCUGGAGAAGGUGGUUCACGCGUACGAUUGCAAUCUGGUUGAGAGCACCACCAUUUGGCAGUUUGAGCACAACGAGAUUGAGGCCAAGAAAAAGAUUAUUCUUGCACCAGGCGAGGGUGUCAAGGGCGAGGGUCUUCCCGAGGUGGGCGAGGCGUGGGGUGUUGAGAUGGGCGUCAGUCUGGGGAGCGGAAAGGUCAAGACUCUUAGCAACAGGGCGACGCUGCACCGCCGCACUGCUGCGACGUACGGCCUGAAGCGACCAACUUCAAGGGCUCUCCUCUCGGAGGUUGUCAAGAAGUUCGGAACUUUCCCUUUCAGUUUGAGACAGCUUGAUGAUGAGAAGGCCGCAAAGGUUGGUGUCGUUGAGUGUGUCCGCGGCGGCGUGCUCCGACAGUAUGAGGUCGUUGGAGACAAGAACAAUGACCCUGUUGCCAGACUCUUCACCACCAUUGCGAUAACCAAAAACGGCAUCACGCGCAUCGCUGCUCCUCCUGCACUGGAUGUCUCAAAGUACAAGACGGAUAAGAAGAUUGAGGACGAGGAAAUCCUCAAACUCCUUGAGCAGCCCAUCGGGAAAACGUCAACCAAGAAUAAGAACCGCAAGAAGAAGAAGAAGCCCGCUAAGAAGGCUGCUGCUGGUGGUGGUGAGGAGGAGGAGGAGAGCAGCGGCGACGAGGAAGUUUCCCUCAACCCUCCACUUUCCGACCAUCUUUUCGAAAAGUCUUCUUUCUUGCAGACUUACAAUCGUCAAGAAUUUCCAACAUCGACCGCACUCAUCGUUGCGGUACUUUUGCUGUGCUUUUGGUCCCCUGGAGUCGCCAUGCCGGCUCUCCGCAAGAGCGCGCGCAAGAGCCGGACUAGCACCCCGUACGCAACUCCCACCGACCUCGACUCUCCACCCUCCGACACGCGAAAGGACAAGCAGCAAAGCAACCUUGACGGUUGGAUAGAGCCACCACCCAAAAAGCCCGUUCCCUCAUUCGAAGAUCACGGCUUCGCACGACACGGCGUGCUCGAGACCAUGGCACCUCUGGGAGUGCGCCCAAAUGCGAAGAUGAGGCAACAGGCGCGUGCCUUAACUGAACCCGCCACCCGUAACGGGCCUUCCGGAAGAGCUGGCGUCGAUUCUGGUGUUGAGGAUGCCGUGUCCACCCCAGAGGCGACACCUGCGCGGGAGCUCGAACGCGACGAUGACGGCAAGGAGGAUGAUGAGGAAAACUCCAUGGAGGCUAAGACUCAGGAGGAGGAUGAAGACGAUGAUGAAGAAUGGCGUCCCGCUAAGAGCAAGGCGAAAGCGCAGGUCGCGAAAACUCCGGUCAGGGGCAAGACGCCAAUGCAGAACAAGACACCCAAGCAGAAGACGCCCAUACAGAAUGGUAUUCACAGGACGCCGGCCACGGGCAACAGCAUCAAGAGCCAAGGUCUACCUCCGCUCAUCGACGACGUUGCAGAGAGCGCUGCCAGGCAACGUAUGCUCAUCGUCAUCAACGAUGCCGUCGCACGGGCCCUAGCGGACAACAGGGCAUUUGUCGGGGAAGCCCUGCGAAGGAUGCACGACGAGUCUGAAAGGGACCAAGGCCUUCGCGACGUGUUGAUAGCGGUGAUUUCUCAGUCGGCGACACCGGAGCAGUACCACACUUUCCGCACCUACAUCAAACAGGCGAAGCGGCGCAUCAAACACGAAGCAAAGGCACGAGGAGACAACAAAACCCAUAUUUCACGUCGGCCUCCGAAGCUUCACUCUGCACGCAAUUCCUCACCUGCUUCGUCCACACCCGCCAGGGGAACACGCACUGCCUCACCCACGAAAUCCACCGGAGCCACAGCCUCCUUGGACGACGCUGCUGGAUCUACUGUAUUGCCUUCUGAUCCGAUGGAUAUCGAUGGGGAUGAAUUAUCUUCGGCGCUGCAGACUGUCCCAACUUCACCGGUUUCUGAAGCAGUCGAAUCUCACGCACUUGCCACCGCUCCCACCCUUGCCAAGCACUCACCGUCCCCUAACCCCACACGAAUGUCAUCAAAAUCUCCGACCAAACAGAAGGAGAUCAACGGAUUCUCUGCGGUCGAGCAAGACGCAGAUGCUGGCAUCGCUACCAAUGCGCAGUCUCCCGCGGCAGAGACACCAGAGUCGGUCGUCGCUGCAAUCAGUGAUUCCGAUCUCUCGGACGUCAACGAGGAAAUCGUUCAAAAUGGCCCUCCAGAGCCUCUCCGAACCAAUGCAAGUACUCCUGCUCCAGCGGCUGCAAAGAAACCUCCGGCUAUUGCGCGGGUUGGUAAGAAGUCGCGAGCAAGUUCGGCAAAGCCAAACGGUCGGCAGGAGAAGAAGCAACCCCCGACCCCCGAAGAGCUGGCUGAAGAGGCAGAGAUUCUGAGGCGUAAGGAGCAACUGGCAGAAAAACAGCCCGUUAAACUGUUCGUCAACCCGCCGGUGUCGGAAACGCGCUUUGAAGACGAGAUGCUCGAGACGGAGUCCCUCACCGAGUCUCAGAUUGCUGUCGGCCCACCGAUGGACAGUGGUAAAGGGCGUCGCGCCGGAAAAGCAUCGCAUCCCGCCCUCUCUCUGGCUACGGGAAAGCGGUUGCGGGAAGACACUGCUGGGGGGUCCUCGUCCCGGCCUGGCUCAGCUGCGUCGACGCGGCCCUCUACUCCUGCACUGGGACCUCCGCAAAAGAAGCUUCGGCUGAAUAAUGGCAAUGCUCGUAUCAAACGAUCGCCGGUCAAGAAUCGUAAUGGGCCUAUCGCUGGCAUGUCACAAAGUGGUGGCGGUUCGAGACAGUUCGGGCCUGAUGACAAUGACCCCGAUUCGCCGCAGACUGAGAGCGACGACUUCUGCUCUGCCUGCAAAGGCCCGGGCGAGUUUGUUUGCUGCGACAACUGCACGCGUGUUUUCCACUUCCUCUGUUGCGAUCCUCCUCGCCUCGAUCCUCCGGAGGGCUCAUUCCUGUGUCAUGACUGUGACGCAAAGCAGAAACGUUCGGAAAACCGCGGAGUAGAUGCGCCAACACCCAAGUACUUCGUUUCCCUCUUCAAAAACUUGGAGUCUACCAUCACCCGGACAUUCUCCCUGCCUCUGGACAUCCAGAACUACUUCGAAGGCGUCUAUGCUCGAGAUGACGGGUCCUACGCAGAAGAAGUCAAGAAGAUACCCUUGUCUAAGAAUCCGUAUGGCUACCAGAAGCCAGAUUACAUUCGGACUCAGGAUGCAAAUAACAAGAUGAUCCUUUGUGUUCAGUGCGGCCAGUCGUCCGGGGGCAAGCGACAACUGAUCCAGUGCAACUUUUGCGACGCCUUCUGGCACCUGGACUGCUGUGACCCGCCACUUGCUAACCCACCGCCGAUCAAUCUGGAGUCUACUACUCGGGACGCUUGGAAGUGCCCGCGUCACGUUGAUCACGACCUUCGCAACGGAGUUCUCCGCCAGAGAAGCUUGAGUGCCUUUGACGAUGAGGACCUGGACAUGACAGAUGCUGUACCUCGCGUGCAGGUCACGCGCAAGAUCCGCAAACCCAAGCAAGCACCUGUUGUGGACCCGACUUUUUCGCGCGGAAUGCGCAACGAUGGACUUGUCGAGAUUAUCAAUGAUUCUGAUGAUGAGACUGAUGGCGAAGGCAACUACAUAUUCGGUCCGGAAGAUGCCAAAUCAAAGGUUUACCGCAUCCCUGAAAAGGGCAUAAUUCUCGACUUCCUUGACAAGGUCAAGCGUGAACGCAUCGAACAGAGGCGGGCAGAGCGCAAAGCUGCCAGGGCUGCAGCCCGAGCUGCAGCCCAACGCAAAGCCUCUCACCAGAUGUUCGCCGUUCGCCCGAUCGAGCAGCAGCAAGCAGCACUCCAUCUUGCACAGCUUGCGAAGAAAGAAAGCGACAUUGGCCUCAAUGAGGCGAACGUUGACGCGCUUUGUCUCACUCUCAUGGCCGAAGCCCCUGCUGAUGUUGUGUCCGCGAUUUCGAACGGAGGACCAGGCCCAUUGACAGAGGAGAAGCGCGCUGAGCUACUGAAACUCAAGGAGCUUAUCGAUCGCGCUCUGAAGGGUUGA
Westerdykella ornata is the source of this 5271-nucleotide messenger RNA. RefSeq lists its product as uncharacterized. The transcript is spliced from 11 exons. Gene Ontology annotation, molecular function: catalytic activity. Lineage: Eukaryota; Fungi; Ascomycota; Dothideomycetes; Pleosporales; Sporormiaceae. Gene Ontology annotation, cellular component: Rpd3S complex. Gene Ontology annotation, biological process: regulation of transcription by RNA polymerase II. Bases 1 to 5271 code for a protein of 1756 amino acids. The record is from RefSeq and is a predicted model, not a curated record.